Molecule: messenger RNA, 3447 nt
Organism: Truncatella angustata
Lineage: Eukaryota; Fungi; Ascomycota; Sordariomycetes; Amphisphaeriales; Sporocadaceae
Product: ubiquitin carboxyl-terminal hydrolase-domain-containing protein
Exons: 9
Coding region: 1-3447 (1148 amino acids)
Biological process (GO): mRNA processing; nuclear-transcribed mRNA poly(A) tail shortening
Cellular component (GO): P-body; PAN complex
Molecular function (GO): poly(A)-specific ribonuclease activity; nucleic acid binding; protein binding
Source: RefSeq, a predicted model, not a curated record
AUGGAUGCAGACUGGGACGAGGUAUCCCAGACACCCCUACCUCCUCCGGGACUUAGGGCGCAUCACACUCCAGUGACGACGCUCGCUUUCGAUACCAGCCAGGAGCUGCUCUGGGCCGGAAACGACUAUGGAAGGGUCACGUCCUUCUAUGGCACCAGCCUUCUCAACCAGUAUACCUCCUUCAAGGCCCACAGCUCGCAAGAUGGCAAGGUACAGCAAUUGCUCUUUAGCGACAAGGGCGUCAUUGCCCUCGGCCCGCGCGGCGUCCAUAUGGCUCUGCGAAGGGGGCCGCCCUUGUGGAACAUCCGACACGAAGGCAUGAAGGACCUGCGAUGUAUGACUUUCACCUCCAAGGGGACGGCCGAGAUUCUCGUUGCCGGCGAGCAGGACAAGAUGUUUGUCAUUGACGUGAACAAGGGCGAGGUGACUAAGGUCUUGCCCGCUGAAGCACACUAUAAGAUUAUGAGGAGGAGCCGGUACAUCUGCGCCGCCACCACUGGUCCUGCCGUCCACAUCUUGGACCCCCUGAGCUUUAGGGUGAUCAAGGCGUGGGCCCCUCACGCCGGCAUCAUCCACGAUAUGGAUGCUCAGCACGACUUCAUCGUCACAUGCGGUCUCACUCUCCGGUCCGGUUAUUCCCAAUCAGCUUACAUGUGCGACCUGUUCGUUAAUGUCUACGACCUAAAGAACAUGGUCUCGAUGAACCCAGUUCCCUUUCCCGCUGGCGGUGCCUAUGUGCGCAUGCAUCCUAGAAUGUCGACUACGAGCAUAGUGGUAUCACAACACGGCCAGAUUCAUGUUGUCGACUUGAUGAAUCCCAAUACCGGAACUAUCGUGCGCCAAACGAAUCUGCUGUCCUUUCCCACUGCGUUUGAUAUAGCACCAUCAGGAGAGGGUAUGGCCCUUGCCGACGACAAAUGCAACAUUCAUCUUUGGGGUUCCGUCAGUAAAAUGCAUUUUGCUGAAGUCCCGACCCCAAUAGAAUGGGCUGAUCCUGAGACCCCGGCGCCAGAUGUCGAUUGGGACGAUAAAACGCCUCUGAAUUCGGUCGGUAUACCCUACUACAGGGAGACCCUGCUAUCAGCUUGGCCGACAGAUGGAGUCUAUGAGGUAGGCGCGGCACCAGCAAGAGAUGAUCCUCAUUUCUUGCGCAGCCUUCAGAGCAGAGAUUGGGGUCUUUAUGGCAAGAAUACCAGAGCCCUCAAGCGCAACCAAGCCGAAGAUACACGAAGACUUCAAAAUACCAAGGAAUUCGGCCUCAUCAACAAGCCCAAGUUCCUGAGCGAACAGGCUCGCGAGCUAGGACAUUCACCGGCUGGAACACCGGCACCAGAGGACGUUCCCAAUGAUCCCUUACAGGAUGUAACUAACAAAGACAAACCACUGGAAAGCCACAAGCCCAACGUCCCAGAGCUAUACCGGAGUAUUGAUAUUCAGUACAGCAAAUUUGGUAUUGAUGAUUUUGACUUUGGGUUCUACAACAAGACACCAUACGCCGGUUUACAGAACCACGUUGUGCAUUGCUAUGCCAAUGCCCUUUUACAGGUCAUGUUCUUCACCCCUGCCCUGAGAAACCUGGCUCUACAGCACACAGCCUCCCAGUGUUACGAUGAGCACUGUCUGCUCUGUGAACUGGGAUUUCUAUUCGAUAUGCUUUCCAAAGCAGGCUCGGCUCCGUGUCAUGCUUCGAACCUGCUGAAAAUAGUCAGCUAUUACCCGCUUGCGGCCAACUUGAACGUACUCGAGGGGCGCUCAGGCGGCCAACCACGGUCUUCAAUGCUGCAAAACUUAUCCCGCUUUCUAUUACCCCAAAUUGUGAAGGACCACAUGAGAACUGAACAUUCAGACACGAUGGACAAGCUUCUCAAAACCGAAGCCACAAGUGUCAUAAAAUGUCAUCUAUGCGGAGUUGAAGCAAAGAAAAGCAAUCCAUCGUAUUAUCAUGAAUUGGACUUCAAAACAAGCAAGUCUGGAUCUAGACAUGCCAAGAGCGCUACAGUCACAUUUUCUCAGAUCCUUAAGAAGAGCAUCGAGAAAGAUGUGAGCCAAAAGGGAUUCUGCCACAAUUGUCGCGGGUACAAGUUGCUAAGCAACAGGAAAGUGACCCAUCAGCUCCCAGUCGUGCUAACACUACAUGCGGGUGAUUUCCGAGAUGUAGACCGAAGACUGUUGGCGACACCAGGAUGGCUACCAGAAGAAAUCGGAGUCAUCAUCGACGACGGCGCAUUUUUCUGCUUUGAAGGUCAUGAAUUGAAGUCGCUGAUAGACAGACAACAACGAAACCAGCUUCAACACAAAUUGGUCGUGUACUCUCUUACAGCGCUCGCUGUUGAUAUUGACACUGGUAUGAAAGAGAGUCAUCUUGUUGCAAUGGUAAACGUUGCUCAUUCGGCAGAGCAGUCUCCUGGAAAGAACCAAUGGUACCUUUUCAACGAUUUUCAUGUUGUCCCAGUUGCCCGUGAAGAAGCUCUCACCUUCAAUUCUUCAUGGAAGUUGCCAUCGGUCAUCACAUUUCAGCAAAAGGAAGCGAACAACAAGAUUGAUCAUAGUUGGAAAGAAAAGCUGGAUGCCAGCCUACUCUACUACGACCUGAAGCCCGACUUGACCGAUAAGACUUACCGUACUCUCAAUGUAGAGACAGAGAAGGUGUCGUCCGAUACCAUUAUUGCGAUUGACACUGAAUUCGUAUCGACUUCGAACCGCGAGAUCGAGAUAACUUCCGAUGGCGAUGAAAGAACAAUUCGACCAACAGUGCACGCAUUAGCACGAACAUCUGUCUUGCGCGGCAGCGGCAUAGACGAGGGCGUGCCCUUCAUGGACGAUUACGUCCACAUCAAAGAUGAGGUUGUCGACUACUUAACCCAAUACUCCGGCAUUGUACCAGAGGACCUAGAUCCUAAGCGGACAAGCCAUACGCUGGUGCCCUUGAAGAUUGUCUACAAGAAGAUGUGGAUCCUGUUGAAUCUUGGCUGCAAAUUCCUUGGUCAUGGCCUCAAGCAGGAUUUCCGUGUCAUUAACAUACAUGUCCCGCGGGACCAAAUUAUUGACACUAGCGACCUCUUCUUUGACUCGUCGAAGAAACGGAAACUCAGCCUGCAGUUCCUCGCUUGGUAUCUUCUCAAGGAGGAAAUUCAACUGGAAACACACGAUUCGAUCGAAGAUGCCAGGACUGCUCUUCGUCUUUACAGGAAAUAUCAAGAAUUCACCGAUGCAGGCAUAUUCAGGUCGGUUUUGAUGGAGAUAUACCAGAAGGGUUUCAGUAUGAACUUCAAACCGCCUUCCAAGCAAGGCAAUCUCGACGCCAACGUCCCGAGAACCGAUACACCGCCUAUUGAUGGAUCGACCGGAGGACCAAGCACGCCAGGCAGGAAGACCGGAGGAGGUAUUGGAAUGUUCGGUGCAAGCCCUAAUUGGAGGGACAGCCCGGUCUCCUCGAAAUUGAGAUAG